AUUAAUUUCAUUGUUUAGACAUUUUGUCACGCAAUUUUUGUCAAAAAAGUAUCUUAAUUAACUUUAUUCAUCACCAAAAGUACCCUAGAUGUCUGCAGACUGCUUCACCCUGGAAGAUUACAUCAAGAAGAAGAACAUCGAUGGAUCAUUGUCUUUAAUGAAUCUUCGAAAAAAGGAGCGAAAUAUCGAUGAAAAUGAAUUAAAUGCUUCACUGGAUGAAAUAGCACGCAAAAAUGCAUCCAAAAGAGGCUUAAAAUGCGGUAUAUCCAAAUUUGAUCGGUUCAAUGAUGAUUCAGGAAAUCAAUCAGAUGACGAAGAUUUAGAUGAAAUUAGUAGUGGAAGUAAUUAUCGUGAGAGCUAUGACAAGAUUAACAGUGACAUGGAAAUGAUGGAUAUAAGUGAACAGAACAACAUCCAAGCUGAAAAUUCAUCAAUUCGUUUUGCAAAGGAAAUCCAAAAUAUGGAACAUCCAGAAUGUUGUCGCAUUAAGAAGCACUUUACGACUGUUGAAAGUGCUAUGGGAAUAAAAAUGAAGUCACAGCAAUGGCGUGUUGAGAAUCCAAGUAGUGAUAAGGUCUUAAAUGGUCGUGUCCAAAAGAAUUACAAGAAGAAUAGCACUAAUGGUCCAAAAGCUGGAAUUUUCAUUGAAAAGGGCAAUUUUACGUACAAGUUUAAUGACGAUCCAAGCAAUGACAGUGAAGAUAAUGCUGAAAGUAUUGUUGGAAUUGUUCGGAACCGUCCAGUCACUAAAAUCAUUCGAGUCGGCAAUAAUAAUGGCGGUUCCAACAGUAAUAAUUAUAAUAAUAAUAAUCGCAACUUUAACAAUAACUUCCGUAAUCGUCAAAAUGGUAAUGGAAGUUCGCCCGUUAAUAUCAAUAUGAAUUGGAAUGGCUUCUUUAAAGGAAUGACUGAAUGUAUGAAGACAGCUGCUCCUGCUACACAGCCUCUUGAAAGAAAGGUUAAUGAUGCUAGUAGUUCGAAUCAGGACAUUCAAGUAAAGAUUGCAGCCACAGAACUUUUGGAUUUCUUAAUAGCUAAACGUGACAAAUCAAACCAUAAAGUAUCAUUUUCGGAACAGCCAAAAAUGGCUGAUCCAGUAAAUGAAUAUAUUGUUAGUGCUACAGCUGGGAACGGAAUUGAUAUGGACGUAACUCCUUCCGUCACAAAUUUGCCAAUGAAUCUUCGUUUUGCUUAAAUUCAUACUUUACUCAUUAAAGUUGAAACUUAAUAGAUUUUUUAAGGAUAUUUACUAGUCAGAAACAAAAAGUAUCAAGUUCAAUACUUUUAAACAAUAGUUUUAGUUUUUAAGUAAUAGAGAAGAACCUGAAAAAAAGUCAAAAAUAAUCUUAAUUCAAUUAAGUCUUAACAUUCUGAACUCUGUAAAAUGUGAUAAUCAUUUAAAAUCAAAUAAAAGACAUUUAAGUCCG
Molecule: messenger RNA, 1427 nt
Organism: Chironomus riparius
Lineage: Eukaryota; Metazoa; Arthropoda; Insecta; Diptera; Chironomidae
Source: the annotation of a GenBank genome assembly